Gekko japonicus is the source of this 2979-nucleotide messenger RNA. It is a transcript of the gene AP3M2, whose product is annotated as adaptor related protein complex 3 mu 2 subunit. Gene Ontology annotation, cellular component: clathrin adaptor complex; cytoplasmic vesicle. Lineage: Eukaryota; Metazoa; Chordata; Lepidosauria; Squamata; Gekkonidae. Bases 102 to 1358 code for a protein of 418 amino acids. Gene Ontology annotation, biological process: intracellular protein transport; endocytosis. The record is from RefSeq and is a predicted model, not a curated record. The transcript has 9 exons.
AAGCAGCUGGACCAGGGUCUCUCCCUAGACUCGAAGUAUCAUCGAGUACUGCUUUGCUUGGGCAGAGCGUCUCCAUCAUCCGUCCUUUUCUCGGACCAGCCAUGAUCCACAGCCUCUUCCUGAUUAACUCAUCCGGUGAUAUCUUCCUGGAGAAGCACUGGAAAAGUGUGGUCAGUCGCUCAGUCUGUGACUACUUCUUUGAGGCCCAGGAGCGAGCUUCAGAGGCCGAAAAUGUGCCCCCUGUGAUCCCCACCCCCCACCACUAUCUCUUGAGUGUUUAUCGGCACAAGAUCUUCUUUGUGGCUGUGAUCCAGACAGAGGUGCCCCCGCUUUUUGUCAUUGAAUUCCUUCAUCGGGUUGUGGACACUUUUCAGGAUUAUUUUGGAGUCUGCUCUGAAGUAGUCAUCAAGGACAAUGUGGUGGUGGUCUAUGAGGUCCUGGAGGAGAUGCUGGACAAUGGAUUCCCACUGGCUACCGAAUCCAACAUUCUGAAAGAGCUAAUCAAGCCACCCACCAUCUUGCGAACGGUUGUCAACACAAUUACAGGCAGCACCAAUGUAGGAGAACAACUCCCCACCGGGCAGCUGUCCGUGGUACCCUGGCGACGGACUGGCGUGAAAUACACCAACAACGAGGCCUAUUUCGAUGUGAUUGAAGAAAUAGAUGCUAUCAUUGACAAAUCAGGUUCCACAAUUACAGCUGAAAUUCAAGGGGUGAUUGAUGCAUGUGUGAAACUGACUGGGAUGCCAGAUCUUACCCUCUCCUUCAUGAACCCCAGGUUGCUGGAUGAUGUCAGCUUCCAUCCUUGCGUGCGUUUCAAGCGGUGGGAAUCAGAACGAAUCCUCUCCUUCAUCCCUCCAGAUGGGAACUUCCGCCUGCUUUCCUAUCACGUCAGUGCUCAGAACCUGGUGGCGAUCCCUGUUUACAUGAAGCACAACAUCAGUUUCCGAGACAGCAGCUCGUUGGGCCGCUUCGAGAUCACAGUGGGUCCCAAACAGACUAUGGGGAAGACCGUGGAAGGGGUGACGGUUACCAGCCAGAUGCCGAAAGGUGUCCUCAACAUGACCCUCACACCUUCGCAAGGAACGCACACCUUUGAUCCUGUUACAAAGAUGCUGUCCUGGGAUGUGGGCAAGAUCAACCCCCAAAAGUUACCAAGCUUAAAGGGGACAAUGAGCCUCCAGGCGGGAGCCUCCAAGCCUGACGAGAACCCCACUAUCAACCUUCACUUCAAAAUACAACAGUUGGCUAUUUCUGGGUUAAAAGUGAAUCGACUGGACAUGUACGGAGAGAAGUAUAAACCUUUCAAAGGGAUCAAGUACAUGACGAAGGCUGGCAAGUUCCAAGUCCGGACCUAGAAGCACCUGUGUCAGAGAGGAGACUUAGGCUCUCACUUCCUACUCCGCCUCUGACUUCCUGCUCCACCUCUGCUCCCAUUUCCCCCUGGAGCUGCUGCUUGCUGUGGCCUCUGUGAAUCAUUUCUCCAGACUGGGCAAACGUGGUGUAUCCAACUCAGAUUUCAAAGCUCUUAAGUGGAAGAGGAGAGCAAAUGAGGGGAAACAGUGACAUCGCUGAAAAGUCACUGGCUAAUUUCCCCCCUCUGGUAGAAUUCAGUGCCCUUCUUUCUCCCUUUGUGGCUGGCGGUGAGCUGUUUUCCUUCACAGCCCUGAGUGCGUGGGAGAAGCUGCCGGGACAGUAUGAUAAGGGGAGCUGAGAGAAUACCCCCGCUCCCCAGUAUUCUUCCCUUGGUACACAGGACUCUCUUCCAGGCAGGGUUUUGUGUUGUUGUUGUUUUUUUUGGGAGGGAAGAGUUGCUACUGCAGUCCAGCCAGGAGCCUGCUGUGGAAGACGGAAGGGGUGUUGUCCUCAUACUCAGUCAAGUCCCUGACCUUAGUGAAAUGUUUUGAUUGGGAGAGUAGCUGGAAACAGGUUUUUCAGGGAGCUGAAAGAAGCAUCUUGGCCCAUACUGAGAAUGCUCAUCCCACGGCUCUCUUUGGAAAACAGGGUUCCGGAUAGUGCUUUUGGAAACCUGCUUAACCGGAGAUUACCUGUGGGGCAAAAGAGAGACUGUCUAGACUGCUGGCAACGCAGCCUCUCCCUUACCACCUUCAGCUCUCUUUAAAAAUGAAUGCCUGGAAGGGAGGAGAGGGAAACAAGCUGUGUACAGUAUGUAUCAAGUGUGAUGUCUGGCUAAGGAAACUGGUGUUAUGUAUGUUUGUGCGUGCGCUUCGGCUGCGGCAGUGCAGCUCCCCCUCCUGCAUGCAGGUGUGUGUCAUGUGCUUCCAACCACCCUGUCUCCUUCCCCUCUUUCUUUCAUGCAUUGCUUCUAUACAGUUUAGAUUAUAGCUACAUGCUGGUGCCUUCUGCUCUGAGCCUCUACCAAUUUUGCACACUUGGUUUUGUUUUGUUGUUUUUAAUGUGGUAAUGCCAAGUUGACACUUGUGGCAGACUGUUCUGUCUUCCAAAUGCACCAAUGAGGUUAACAAACUUUGGAAAUGUGGUUUGGAGCUGUGAUCCUGGAAGCCGUGUCAGAGAAUCUCCGUGACCAGUUGCUGCGCCAAAACAAGAUUUACACAGUGGCCACCAUUUAACCAUCUGGUGUAAAAAACAGUGAUGCAAAUCAGAUCUCCCACACACACCCCGGUAAGAUCUGAUGGGUGAACAGUUACUAGUAAUGCAAAUGCAUUCAGAUGACCUGUUCCCACUUGGGGUGUAUUUAUACAUGGCCACUGCUAGAACUUUAGAUCAGGCAUGUGGCUGCAGUUCUAUGCAGGGAACUCAGUUCCCAGGAGUACACAGACCCACUAGGAAUCGUGGGGAUGUGGGGUUUAAGCCCUCUGCCCUGCUGUUUCUUCUGGCCAGAAAUGGCCCAAGGAAGGUGCUGUUUGCCAUAUUGGGGAAACACGUAUAUUGAUGAUGGUUACAUACAGGGCUUUUUUUGUAGAAAAAGCCCAGCAGGAACUCAUUAGCAUAAUAGGC